Messenger RNA from Microtus oregoni (creeping vole), 1434 nucleotides. It is a transcript of the gene Scgn, whose product is annotated as secretagogin, EF-hand calcium binding protein. The coding region runs from base 177 to 1007 and encodes 276 amino acids. Lineage: Eukaryota; Metazoa; Chordata; Mammalia; Rodentia; Cricetidae. Gene Ontology annotation, molecular function: calcium ion binding. The record is from RefSeq and is a predicted model, not a curated record. Gene Ontology annotation, biological process: regulation of long-term synaptic potentiation; regulation of presynaptic cytosolic calcium ion concentration. The transcript has 11 exons. Gene Ontology annotation, cellular component: terminal bouton; nucleus; dendrite.
GCGGGCUCCCGGGCUCCUGGGUUGCCUCGUCAAGCCUGCCAUCCAGGCUAAGACUGCUCAGCGACAUCGAAGAGCCUGCCCUGCCCACUCACUCACUGGUCGCUAGCCCUAGAGGGAGGAAGCCGUCAGAGACAAGUUGGGAAAUACUCCUGGGCUACAUCGCCGCCGUCAGCACCAUGGACAACGCAAUCGGGCAGCCCCAGGCGCGUCUGGACGCCGCUGGCUUCUGGCAGAUCUGGCAACACUUCGACAGCGAAGAAAAAGGUUACAUAAGAGAGACAGAGCUGGACGCCUUCUUCGACCAUUUGCUGGCAAAAUCUGGCACGGAGGACGUGCUGAUACAAGAAAAUGUGCAGAAAGUGAAGCAACAGUUAACGGCCACCCACGGUGUCUCUAAAGAAGGUCGCAUACUGAUGAAAGAGCUGGCCAGUAUGUUCCUAUCUGAGGAUGAAAAUUUCCUCCUGUUCUUUCGCCUGGAAACUCCCUUGGAUAACAGCGUGGAGUUCAUGCAGAUUUGGCGCAAAUACGAUGCGGACAGCAGUGGCUUCAUAUCAGCUGCUGAACUUUGUAACUUUCUCCGAGACCUUUUCCUCCACCACAAAAAGGCUGUUUCUGAGGCUGAACUGGAGGAGUACACCAGCACCAUGAUGAAGAUCUUUGACAAAAACAAAGAUGGCCGUUUGGAUCUUAACGACUUGGCGAGGAUUCUGGCUCUUCAGGAGAACUUCCUUCUCCAAUUUAAAAUGGAUGCAUCGUCUACUGAAGAGAGGAAGAGGGACUUUGAGAAAAUCUUUGCCCAUUAUGAUGUUAGCAAAACUGGGGCCCUGGAAGGCCCCGAAGUGGAUGGAUUUGUCAAAGACAUGAUGGAGCUGGUCCAGCCCAGCAUCAGCGGCGUGGAUCUGGAUAAGUUCCGGGAGAUUCUGCUUCGCCAUUGUGAUGUCAACAAGGAUGGAAAGAUCCAGAAGUCUGAGCUGGCACUGUGUCUUGGGCUGAAAAUAAACCCCUGAUCCCUGAAUGCUCUACUCUCUGCUUAUGUGUCUGGGCUCUUGUGAGAAGUGUGCGCUUGACUCACACUUAGACCUAAUCAGCAAACCUUUUCAUUGAUGCUGUGGUACUCUUGGGCAGAGGGGGGACCCUAGGGUGUUGUUUCCAGAGGCAGCCAUGAUUCAGUCCCAUAGCAAGCCCCUAUGCAGCCUCUUCUGUCUUCCCUCCUUGACCUGUCUCCUCCAGAGCCGCAGUUUACCUGCUGAUUGUCUUUGCUCCACCUUCCCCUUCACCUGGUGGAUAGGGGUAGCCCAACCAACUACCUUUUGUUUGUCCUUGAGCUUUCUGCUCAGUUGGAUUGUUACCUGUGCUGUGCUGUCACUUCUACAAAUCUGUCUUCACGUGGGAAAAAAAUCUGUAGUCAAGAAUAAAGAUGUGUUUGAGUCAUAA